Lachancea sp. 'fantastica' is the source of this 798-nucleotide messenger RNA. The record is from the annotation of a GenBank genome assembly. Lineage: Eukaryota; Fungi; Ascomycota; Saccharomycetes; Saccharomycetales; Saccharomycetaceae.
AUGUUUUCUCCUAGUAAGUGCUCCCCCAAAGACCCUAUCAUGUCCUCCACACAGCACCAAAACGAAAACUUGGCACACGUAACAGAGUCCAUUAGUAGCCCUACCGCCUGGUAUUCGCACAGGGUCUUUCUGGUGACGUUUCGGAUCUUGCAGUUCGCUUCCACUAUCACAGCACUAGGCUUAAUAGCAUUCCUCGUCGACUCUGGUAGCACUUCCGGCUUCGAACUCGCCGUCUCGGCUAUUUCGCUCACGUACUUGAUUGUCGUUGCUUCCGCAAAACUGCCGCUGAAUUUGUACUCUGUGGUUGCCUUAUCUGCAUCCGAGGUUGUAAUCUUCGCACUAUGGGUGGGGGCUAGUGCCACUCUCGGAAUCGGCUACGAUCAGUACUCCUGCGAAAUUUACUGGUCAGGUGGCGGAUCCUACGGCUAUUUCGAUUUCAGUUACUAUUUCCAGAGCCUUUCCAAAGAGUGUAGAGUAGGCAAGGCUUCGAUCGCGUUCGCAGCGUUCUCAGCGUUUCUCUCGUUAUGUGCGCUUGCCCUAUUUUGCAAGAACGUUUCCGUGCCCAUGAACGCCGUUCUCGCUGGCAAGGUGCACACAGAGGACACGCGUGCGUACCUAUGUCGUUUUACAGGGUUGGCAAUCGCUAAUGCUUCAGUAGACGCCGAUGCUGUUGACGAGUCCGGUCCCGUGGAUGUAGAGGCCGCCCCAGCUACUGCUCUCGUCGAGGAAGAAGCCGGCGAGCCCGCUCAUCCCGCGGAUGUCGAGGUCACAAAACCUACAGUUCCUGUGAUUGCUUAG